Molecule: messenger RNA, 1367 nt
Organism: Podarcis lilfordi (Lilford's wall lizard)
Lineage: Eukaryota; Metazoa; Chordata; Lepidosauria; Squamata; Lacertidae
Source: the annotation of a GenBank genome assembly
AUGCCAGCAUUGAGAAGUGAACAAUUCCAACCCAGUGAGUCAUUUUUCCUCCCCUUUCAAAUACAAAGGGAUAUUUUUUAAGCAGUUUCACCCCAGAUUAAUGCCAAAAAAAUGCCUUGCCUAGGAACUGCGAGGAAGCCUAUAUUCUCAAGAUGCCCUGACUUCAGCAGCUGUUAGUGCCUUUGCUACAAUUCUAAUUAUUUAUACAGCGCCGUCUGUGGUCAUGAUGUUUUGCAGAGGAUAAGAGGACAGGGCUCUGCCCCAAGGAGCUUACAAUAUAACAUUCAAACACAGGGCUGACAAUGACGGGAGGGAAAGCAGGGCUAAACUGGGACGCAUUAUGCAGUUGUUGCAGCUGCACAUGCUGCGACUGCAAUCUAAGCCAACCUUUGCACUGGGCUGGGUAGGGGGGUUGGACUAGGCAAAGGUGUCCCUCUGCCCAGCCCUGCUGGCCAGUGCUUGUCUCUGCCAGCAUGAAGCUUCCCAUUCCGCCCACCUUGGGGUCCCUUCCAGCUCCACAAUUCUGUGAUUCUAUGUGAUCUGGUUACCUGGCGGAACUUACACUAGCAGUAAGGGUCAUGUAAGUCAAAUUGUACAGUAUAUUAAAAGCUUUUUAUUGUCCCUCUGCCAGGCUCAGGCAGACUCAGCUGGCAGCAGCCCCACUCCUGAAAGGGGAUUUAAAUGGGAGAACUUAUGCCAAAGGAAGAUCUAGGGAAGUGCAAAGCUUAUACUGGCUUUACUUAACUUGACAUUAAUUUCCACCGGCUUCCUAUAGUUAGGAUUGCUCUGUACAUUUGUAGCCAAUACAGCAGUUCAGGGUUUUGUUUUUCGUUGUUUUAAACUGCCCUCUGGUUUAGUAACAGAGUUUGUAGUCUGUGGUAUGCAGCUUAAUUUUUAAUUCCUUUCCAUUUGUUGCAAUGUGCCAUGUUAAUUGUUUGUGCAAGAUCAACUUGCAUUCAGUGGUGAUGAGUAAUGGCUGUAGAUUAAUACUCAGCUGCAAAUAUAUUCAGUUGCAAAAAGAAAAAGAAAAAAGGAAGCCACUGUUGUUUUCAGAAAAUCUCUCUCCCUUCUUGCCAAAUGGUUUUGAGGUGACAUAUUGAAGGGAGUCAGGACACAUUUCUUUUCUGAUGCACAGUGAUGAAAAUAAAUGCCAUUCACAUCCUAUGAAGCACGAUUUCACCGCACCAAGCAAUAAGAAUGCAUGGAAAAUUCAACUGAAAUUAAAAAAUACUGUUCAAUUUCUUGCAGAAAAGCGACCUGAAAUCCUGAAGUGUGGGCUUUUCUCUGAAAGAAGUCUGAAAUGCAGUUUUCAGUCUGAGAUACUGUUACCACCAUGUUAUAUUGAUGGUACCUACAGAUCCUUUUAA